Chanos chanos (milkfish) is the source of this 534-nucleotide messenger RNA. Its product is annotated as gamma-crystallin M2-like. Gene Ontology annotation, biological process: lens development in camera-type eye; visual perception. Gene Ontology annotation, molecular function: structural constituent of eye lens. Lineage: Eukaryota; Metazoa; Chordata; Actinopteri; Gonorynchiformes; Chanidae. The coding region runs from base 1 to 534 and encodes 177 amino acids. The transcript is spliced from 3 exons. The record is from RefSeq and is a predicted model, not a curated record.
AUGGAUCAAACUGGGAAGAUCAUCUUUUAUGAGGACAGAAACUUCCAGGGCCGGUCUUUUGAGUGCACCAGUGAUUCCCCUGAACUCAGCUCCCACUUCAGCCGCUGCAACUCUAUCCGUGUGGAGAGCGGAGCAUGGGUUCUGUACGAAAGGCCAAACUAUAUGGGCUCCCAGUACAUCCUUACCCGAGGAGAAUACCCAGAGCACCAGCACUGGAUGGGCUACAAUGACAUCAUCCGCUCCUGUCGAAUUAUUCGACACAUUUCCAGCACAUUCCACAUCCGUAUCUAUGAACGUCGUGACUUCACAGGUCAGACAGUGGAGUUAACUGAUGACUGUCCAUCCCUGCUUGAACAGUUCUGCUUCCGUGAGGUCCAUUCCUGCAAGGUGCUGGAUGGCGCUUGGGUCUUUUUCGAGCUUCCUAACUACAGGGGACGGCAGUACCUGUUGGAGAAGGGCGAGUACAGGCGUUUCAGUGAAUGGAGCGCUUUGCAUCCCACUGUUGGCUCCAUCCGCCGUGUGCAGGAUCUCUAA